AUGGCCUGUUCAUCAGUGUACGUUGCUUUGUUAACGGCAGUUUUAAUGAUGGGAUUGGUCUUUGGUCAGGCACCUACAACAGCACCAGUAGCUUCACCAACAAAGUCACCACCAAAAGCGUCACCACCACCACCAGCUCCAACUGUAAUGGCACCAACUCCAGCACCAAUAGCCACCACUACUCCAACACCAACUUUAUCUCCAGCUUCAUCACCAGGUCCAUCUAUUGCAUUGCCCUCAUCACCACCAGCUCCACCAACUGGUGCUCCAGCUACCACCCCCGGUGGUUCUCCUGUUGGACUUGCUAAUUCUCCAGCUGGAUCUACAGCUGAUAAUAAGAAUGGUGCUGUAAGAGUUUCAUCUGUUGUUGGAUCUGGUUUUGUUGGUGUAAUUGUUACCUCAUUUAUGUUCUUGUAG
Messenger RNA from Papaver somniferum (opium poppy), 417 nucleotides. RefSeq names its product classical arabinogalactan protein 9-like. Bases 1 to 417 code for a protein of 138 amino acids. The record is from RefSeq and is a predicted model, not a curated record. NCBI's taxonomy places the organism in Eukaryota, Viridiplantae, Streptophyta, Magnoliopsida, Ranunculales, Papaveraceae. The transcript has a single exon.